GAUGAAUUUUGCAGGAUUGAAUGAUUCGAUUCAAUCAUUCCGUUACUAACAACUGUGUGGUGUGACUGGAUUGUCGGUCGGACUUUUCCGCCGUUGCAAUUUUCAACGCCCUGCCGUAAAGACUUGCUCUCACAGCUCUUCUCACAAAGUUAGGUUGGUUCCUCUCUUCAAAGCACAACGAAUCCAAGCAGAUACUAGUGUUUAGUAAAACAGGAUGCAUCAAAGUCUCGAUAAUGAUUCGGCUGCAACUGGAAAUCAACGAAGCAACGAGAGGACCACAACAACAAAGAAACGUCCUUCGGUGCUUGUUGACUACACCAAAAACAAGGCCUGCGUCUCCUCGAACGGGCUCUCUCUCACCCAAAGCUGCGGCGAUUUGGGUCGCUCAUCAAAGGAGGAUGAUCAAUCUCAGCAUCGAUUGAGUCUCACCAAUCUCGAAAGAGUUUUCCAAAUUACCGAAGGCGGCCUUCCAGCAGCAGACACAGAGUCUAAUGCCGCUGUUUCGUUCCGUGUUCGUCGAAGACAAUCGGAUAGGUUCAGACGAGUUUCUGCGAAGAGCGAAGGAUCGAGCUACGAAAACUUAAGAAACUCUCUCCGAGACCUGAUGAGCUCCGAAGAGAGUGAUGAUGAAUCGGAACCGAAUAAUCCUCCUGCACGGAGAUGCCACACUGCUGACGGAAUCAUAUCAUCACCAACAGACGAUAGACGCGCUCAGUUUGCGCAAAUGAAACGGACGUUGAGCUCGGAUCCGGCGCAAGAAUCUAGCAGGCACCUUCGAUGCCACAGUGCAAGAGAUCUUCUGACCAUGCUAGAGGAAUCAGGCCCGCAAGCAGCCCAACGACGCCGAGGAUCCAGUCGCCAAUCGUUUACCUCGUUCAGCGAGUCGACCAGUGACGAGAAUACCACUGACGAAAGCUCCGUUACCAAAUGCACGAGACUAUACAACUUGAACAACGUCGAAGACGAAACGCGAAGAUCUCUACUGGCCGCAAGUCGAUCUCAAAGCUCCAGCGCUCUGGACCCACGAACCAGACGUAGGCGAUCCAAGCGUCGAUCUCACGGCAUAUUGAGAAACAUCAUUGUUAUUGCAGACGAGCUUUCACUGGAUGACACCACCGAAAACACCCUCAACUCUAGCAAGUCUCGCGGAUCCGUCUUGGCAGGAGCUCGUUCCCAGAGUUCUUCGGUCCUCGUUUCAUCCAACGAUGCAUCAAACGACGACAAGGAAGCUACAGUGACGAGAAGGCGUGCUCAAGGUCGCAAGUCUCAUGGUUCUAUGAGAAACCUUAUUGCCGGCGGCAAUUCUACGGACGAAGACUCCCAAGCCUCUCUUCAUUCAAGUUUGGUGUUUACGCAUCCCAAAAGCUGCAGGGAUCUGUUCGCCCAAGGAGAAGCUGUACCCAUUUCCAACGAAGCAAAGACUUCACGACGAAAGUCGUUUCGGCAAACCAAUUCGUCGUCAGGAAGGCGCAACUUGAUGUCCGCUGAUGACGGUGGAAGCAAGACAAACGAUAUGUCUCACUUUGUCACAGGCAGCCGCAUUCGUCGGCUGAGCAGCACGCGCAGCUCCUUCCGAUGGGAUGCUGGGAAGGCUGCUUAAACUUCAGAAUCGAAUAGAAAUAAAAAACGAAUUAGGCUCGCAUGACAAAGC
Molecule: messenger RNA, 1651 nt
Organism: Seminavis robusta
Lineage: Eukaryota; Bacillariophyta; Bacillariophyceae; Naviculales; Naviculaceae
Source: the annotation of a GenBank genome assembly